Artibeus jamaicensis (Jamaican fruit-eating bat) is the source of this 639-nucleotide messenger RNA. RefSeq names its product zymogen granule protein 16B (gene ZG16B). The transcript is spliced from 3 exons. The coding region runs from base 40 to 543 and encodes 167 amino acids. NCBI's taxonomy places the organism in Eukaryota, Metazoa, Chordata, Mammalia, Chiroptera, Phyllostomidae. The record is from RefSeq and is a predicted model, not a curated record.
CCUCUCUCCAGGAGCCUCGGGACUCACCAGUCAGAAACCAUGCUGCGGUGGCUGACCCUCGCUGUCCUCUGGAGCACCACCUGCUGGGCAGAGCAGAUGUAUGGGAAUGGAGGAGGCUGGAAUUUCAAUACCUCUCCAGACUAUGAAAAUGAUAUAACUGGGAUUCGGGUGUCUAUAAGUGUUAUAGGUAUAUUUAAGAGUAUCCAGGUGAGACAUGGAUCCUCCUGGAGUGAAGCACUCGGCGUCUCAGGUGGAAAUUCACAGGAAUUCAUCCUGUGGCCGGGUGAACACAUUAUACAGGUGUAUGGCUCGCAUAAGAUUUACCUCCGGUAUCUGUUCAUAUACACCGACUUUGGGCGCUGGGCCACUUUCGGAAAGGAGGACGGCCAAAGCUUCAUCGUCUACCCCGACCAGCCUGGAAACGUGGUCACAGGACUCUUCGGCCAGUAUAAGCUCCUCGGCAUCACGGGCAUCGGUUUUAAUUGGGGUUAUCCUCGAGUACAGGUGACCACUGAAGCACCACAAAACCAAACAAAAAGUUGAGGGCUCCGGAACCCCAGGGGUGGGGGUGCGGAUCACCCUGCCCAGGUCGUCAGACUGGUGGUGGCUCCAGAAUAGCCACAUCAGGCACUGAAUCAG